Messenger RNA from Neltuma alba, 1081 nucleotides. RefSeq lists its product as uncharacterized. The coding region runs from base 83 to 838 and encodes 251 amino acids. NCBI's taxonomy places the organism in Eukaryota, Viridiplantae, Streptophyta, Magnoliopsida, Fabales, Fabaceae. The transcript has a single exon. The record is from RefSeq and is a predicted model, not a curated record.
CUCUCUCACACACCCACUCUGUCCUUACUUUACAGUGUUCCACUCUGCCACUCCAAACCAUUUCGCAAUCCUACUCUCUUCCAUGGAUUCCUUCAACUUCCCCAACCUUCCACCCCACAAAGCCACCCCUAUCCCCACCCACCACCUCUUCUCCGCCCUAACCAAAGCGCUUCGCAUUCUCGAACUCUGCCUCGCUCUGCUCAUCCUCUCCUGGACCCUCCCUCGCCUUCCCUUCGCUCUCUCCCUCCUCCGCCAAUUCUCUCUCUUCCUCUCCAGCCCUCUCUUCGUCUUCUUCCUCUCCAACGCCAUCAUAGCCACCCUCGUCGCUAAAUCCGGUCGCUCCUCCCGCCCCGGCUCCACUCCCGAUGCCGACGCCCAAAUUUACCACGAGCUCCUCAAAAACAGCGCGCACCGUACCGCGCCUGCGCCCGAAGCUGAUCCUGAUCCUCUCUUGCGUGUCGCGGGAGGGGAGGUGGUGUAUCAGGACAAAGAGAUUGUCUCCGAGACCAAUUCCACGGAUCGUACGUCUCAGGAUAAAGCUGACACCGUCGCCAUUAAGGACACGGAUUCGAAAGCCGGGCUAGAUUCUGAUUUUGCCAAAGUGUACCGGAGGACUCAGUCGGAAAAGUUGAAGGAAGAGUGUCCGGAGCGGACGCAACAGAAACUCCGGCGAUCGGAGACGGAGAAGAAGCACAUGGAAAAUGGGCGGGAGAGUAUGUAUCCUCAGGAUAACCUGAGCAAUGAAGAGUUCCAGCGCACCAUAGAGGCAUUCAUUGCCAAGCAAAUGAGAUUUCUGAGGGAAGAAUCGCUGGCCAUUGUUAUUCAGAACCAGAGCUAAAUGGGUGCCUACAAUUAAUUAGUGAUAGAAACUAGAAACUGAGAAUGAGAAUGAAGAGUUCGAAAUCUAGAUAUCUGGUGUACUUGCUUUCCUUUUCCCUUUCACUCUUUUCCUGGGGUAAGACAGACAAUUACUCCUCCAUCUUAAUGCCUUCCACCUAUCCCCACUGCAUCGUACACUGUUAAUUUCUCGAUCUAAUUGAAUACCGAAAUUAAAUAUUCUUAACAAUGCCCGUUUUCUGUA